AUGAUGUCGAGAAGCCAAUCGAGCCUGGGUCAUCUGGACCCCUCCAGGGAGGAACAUCAGGUCCCAUCGGGAAUUUUCCCGGGAAACAACGCACCUCACUCUGCUUCUGGCCCCAUCAAUCUAUCGGGCCUCGUGUGCAAUGUUCGCCGUACCUCCGGCCGCGAGCCACCUCCCCUUGUCGGAGCGACUACAACUAUUCUGGGGGACAAACUCUACAUUUUUGGUGGCCGGAUUUUAUCCAAAAGUCGCCCGCAUUUGACGUCGGAUAUUUACGAGCUGGACUUGAUAAGGCGUCAUUGGUCGAACAUCGAAGCAACCGGCGAUAUCCCCCGGCCUCGAUAUUUUCAUAGUGUUUGUGCUCUUGGUGACAACAAACUGGUGUGUUAUGGCGGCAUGUCUCCUCUUCACAGCCCACCGAAAGAACCGACGAAUAGUGCGGGAGGACAAGAAUCGCAACCCGAGAUGGUUGCCAUGUCUGAUAUCCAUAUUUUUGAUGUACCUACUCGAACAUGGACUCGGGUGCCUGCCGUGGACUCUCCGCAAGGUCGAUAUGCCCAUUGCGCAACUAUCCUUCCGUCCAGCGCUUAUUUUACCUCUGCAACUGCUCCGCUCUCCGCGAUUCACCAUAACCCCGCGUCUUCCAAUCCCCACCAGGGCUCAAUUGGGGUGGAUAUUGAUGGAUUUGGAGGAGCGGAAAUGGUGGUGGUAGGAGGCCAGGAUAGCACCAACCACUAUAUUGAGCAAAUCAGUGUAUUCAACCUCCGAAGCCUGAAGUGGACAAACACGAGCCCUCUAGGAAGAAGCUGUGGUGCUUAUCGCAGCGUAGUUGCCCCCUUGGUUGGUAUGCGUGUUUCGGAUAUUGGAUCGAUGUCUGCCCAUAGGGAGGCACAGGAGCCGAUAGAGGAACCAGAAAGUUCAGGGUGUCCCAUGCUGAUCUAUUCCAACUACAAUUUUCUGGACGUCAAACUCGAGCUUCACAUACGCUUACCGGAUGGCCGUCUGAUCGAGAAACCUAUGCCUAGUCAAGCAUCGCCGCCGGGCCUCCGAUUCCCGAACGGAGGCGUCAUUAACGGGCAUUUUGUUGUUAGUGGGACAUAUCUGACUUCAUCUAAGCAGGAGUACGCCCUUUGGGCGCUCGACCUGAAGAGCCUUACUUGGGGUAGAAUUGACGCCGGUGGAUCUGUGUUUGGCCAUGGUGGUUGGAAUCGAGGUGUAUUGUGGGCCAGAAGAAACACUUUUGCCAUCCUUGGACAUCGGAAGCGAAGCCUGGUCGAAGAUUAUAACCACCGUCGCAUUAACUUUACCCAUCUUUGUCUGGUAGAGCUCGAGGCGUUUGGUCUCUACAAUAACCCAUGCAGGACCUCACCCACCUCUGGAUAUAUUUCGCACAGCGCGCCAUCGGUCCCUGUCUCAUUUCAACAAAAGUUAACCCAGCUCACAUCUGGCGGACGGCCAUUCUCUUCAGCAUCGGAUGAGCUAGGGCGACUGGCUCAGUCACUCCCGGAGAUGGCUGAUAUGGAGCUCCAAGCGGUUGGUGGGGAACGAAUUCCUGUGAACUCGCGAAUCCUGAGCCGGAGAUGGGGGCCGUACUUCAUCCAACUACUUCGAGAAUCGUCGGAUACCGGUACCUCGGAUUCAGCGACCCUGCGACCUGCGGCGCAGGCGUAUCCCAGUCGCAAUUCCAGUGUCACAAUCACCCCAUCACUGGACCACGGAAGCAGCUAUUCCAACGCCACUACCCUUGCCAGCAACUCCUCAAAUCCUUCUAAGUCCUUGAUAGCGAACCUUGAAAUCCCUUCUGCACAUAGCUUACCCCCCACCGCGCGACCUCGGGUUCUUUACCUACCCCAUACCCUCCUGACCCUUCAAGUCCUCGUCUACUACUUCUACACUUCUUCUCUUCCACCGAUCGGAUCUCCGCUCUGCACCCCUCAGAUCCUCUGCUCUUUACUCCAGCUUGCACGCCCGUACCAGGUAGACGGGCUCUUAGAAGCCACUGUCGAACGACUACAUCAAGUUCUCGACGGCCGAAAUGCCGCUGCGGUCUUCAAUGCUGCCGCUAUGGCAGCGGGCGGCGGCAGAGGCACCGGUUUCACCAGCGGGCCAGGCGGUACCCUAGAGGCCCUGAACGGAGUGCACGCCGCCAGCGAACUCGAGAAACCCACAGGAUCCGGCACACUUAUCGAGAGCCGCCUCAACUCCGACUCCUCCGAUACCGAGCACGGCGCCUCCGGUGUCUCUCUCGCCAGCAGCGCCGGCGGUGCCGUAGGUAGCUCCCGAGGAAUCCCCCUCCGCAUUAACACAAAUGUCUUCAACCGCCGCAAUCGCAGCACAACCGGAGAUCGUGAUCGUGAUCGCGAUCGCUCUCGUCGUCGCGACGAUUCUACAAGUAACGCCAGCACUUCGUCCCUCUCUGCCACGAGCUACGAACACUCCGACUCUGAGAUGAUCGCCGGAGACCCAAGUCAAAGCGCACGCCGUCGUCGCGGCACCCACGGCGAGCGUGCGGUCUGGACUGGAGAUUUAAGCAGCGUCAUUGGGCUCCAGAAGCGCGGCCUCCGUGGCCUCAUGGAGGGUCGGCGACUCCGCGAACGGAACACGAAGCCUUCAAUUUCCGGGCCUGAUUCUCUGGCUACCCUUUCAAUGGAACAGGGCACUCCUGCUGGUGCGGGUUAA
Messenger RNA from Aspergillus ochraceoroseus IBT 24754, 2676 nucleotides. Its product is annotated as putative regulatory protein Ral2. Gene Ontology annotation, molecular function: protein binding. Gene Ontology annotation, cellular component: mitochondrion; cytosol. Gene Ontology annotation, biological process: cell redox homeostasis. Lineage: Eukaryota; Fungi; Ascomycota; Eurotiomycetes; Eurotiales; Aspergillaceae. The transcript has a single exon. The record is from RefSeq and is a predicted model, not a curated record. Bases 1 to 2676 code for a protein of 891 amino acids.